Messenger RNA from Gambusia affinis (western mosquitofish), 3974 nucleotides. RefSeq names its product cat eye syndrome critical region protein 2 homolog. Gene Ontology annotation, biological process: chromatin remodeling. Gene Ontology annotation, cellular component: CERF complex. The transcript has 19 exons. Lineage: Eukaryota; Metazoa; Chordata; Actinopteri; Cyprinodontiformes; Poeciliidae. The coding region runs from base 197 to 3817 and encodes 1206 amino acids. The record is from RefSeq and is a predicted model, not a curated record. Gene Ontology annotation, molecular function: protein binding.
UUCCAUCUGUUCGGCUCCGUUGAGACACUGAUUGAAGCAGAUCAUAGCGCUCCGCUGGUCGCAAUGGCAACCGCUCCAACAGGAAGGGAGCGACAACUUUCUUCUUGUUUGUAAUGUUCCGGAGGAGUUCCAAGUCACUGAAGAAGCUACUUUCCUAUGUGAGGAAGGAUCGUUACACACUUUGAGUAAUCCCAAAAUGUCCCAGGGAUGUCCCGUUUCUGUGGAAGAGGUCCAGUCCUGGUGGGAAGUCCCCGCCAUAGCCCACUUCUGCUCGCUGUUCAGGACGGCGUUCCGGCUUCCAGACUUUGAAAUAGAGGAGCUGGAGAAGGCUCUGUCAGAGCAGGACCUGGACUUCCUCGGCGACCUCGUCGCCUGCUUGUUGCAAGGAUGCUACCAGCGCACUGAUAUAACCCCCCAGACGUUCAGCAGCUACCUGGAUGACAUCAUCAGCUACAGGUGGGAGCUGGAGGAGGGGAAGCCCAACCCGCUGCGGGACGGGCCGUUCGACGGCCUCCACCCUCGCACUCAGGUGGAGCUGCUGCACAGGCUCUGCGACUACCGCCUGGAUGCUGCAGACGUCUUCGACCUGCUGAAGGGGCUGGAUGCAGACAGCCUGAGGGUAGAACCCCUGGGGCAAGAUGGAGACGGCGCCCUCUACUGGUACUUCUAUGGCACUCGUAUGUACAAAGAGGAGCCAAUGGACCGGAAAGCUGAGAGUCUCAGUGAAUUUGAUCUAACAUUACCAGAGAGGAAGAGGAGGGGAAGACCACCAAAGAAACGAAAGCUAGAAGACAAUAAUCUAAGUGAAGAUGAAAGUGAGGGGGCAGAUGUGAAGUCAGACAACGGCCUGGAUGACUUUCCUCCUAGCGCAGGCCGUCAGCGAGGCGCCUGGUCUCUGGUGUGUGACACGGAGGAGCAGUGGAUCCGCCUGGCGGAGAGCAUCAAGGACAGAACGUCCCCACAGGACCGCCAUCUUUACCGCCUCAUCAGCCAGAACUUCCUGCCUGAGAUCAGCAGCAUGAUCGAGCACAAGGAGCGAGAGCAGAAGCAGAAGUUACUGGACCCGGCGCCGGUCCGGACCUCACAGUGGUUCUCUGAAAACCACAUUAAACCUGAGAAAGAGGACAAUCUGAAGGCCAGAUCAGAGGAGGAGAGGCGGAAAGACGAAGAACUGGACCGGCAGGUUCUGCUGGCUGAGCAGCGCCGGGAAGAGGAGCGCCUCCUGCAGGAGGAGCAGCAGAGGGAGAAGCUGGAGAAGAUGAAAGCUGUGGAGGAGCGAGCGAAGAGGCGGAAGAUGCGUGAGGAGAAGGCCUGGCUGCUCUCCCAGGGAAAAGAUCUUCCACCCGAACUCCUGAACCUGGAGCCGUCUUCCCCCGUCAGACGGACACGCAAGAGCAAAGAAUUCUACGACAUUGACGAUGACUGCACCGCUCUUUACAAAGUGCUGGAGGCCCUCAAAGCUCACAAAGACGCCUGGCCUUUCUUAGAGCCUGUGGACGACUCCUACGCCCCAAAUUACCAUGACAUCAUCCAGACUCCCAUGGACCUGUCCACCAUUGAAAAGAAGCUCGGCGACGGGGAGUACGUCGCCAAGGAGGAGUUUAUUGCAGACGUGAAGCUCAUGUUUGAAAACUGUGUGGAAUACAAUGGAGAAGACAGCGAAUACACCGUCAUGGCCGAAUCUCUGGAGCGCUGCUUUAACCGGGCGCUGCUGAAACACUUCCCAUCGGAGGACGGCGAUACGGACGAGGAGUUCCACAUCAGCCGGGAGGACCGAGAACGGAAGGACAAGAAGCGAAACCGGACCAGUAAACAUUUAGGACCGGAGAGCUUGAUCAGGGCGACGGAGCAGGUCCAGCGUAAGAGGAAUCUGCAGGGAAAAGGCAGCGCUCCUGCAGAGGCAGAGGACGGCCGGAUGCCCCGACUGCAGCUCCCACCCCACUGGGCCAGCGGCCCGGCUCAGGGACCGGCUCAGGGACCGGCUCAGGGACCGGCUCACGGCCUGCCUCCAAACCAGCAGCACAUAUUCCAUCCAGGACAGCAGCUCCGUCCUCCAGCUGGUCCUCCCGGUCCGCAGAUGUUCGCUCAAAGGAUGGCCAUGGAUCCUCGCUUCAGCUACCCGGUCCACAUCCCGAGGCCUGGAGAUCCCAGCUUCAGCCGCUACCCUCACAGUUUUAAUAUGCAGUGGAUAGGGCACCAAAACGGUUUCCAGCCCAGCGACUCACAUCCUUGUAAAUCCGGCCCUGGAUGCACCAAACGUCUCACAGGAAGCACCGCCACCCUGUGGUGUAACUCGGUACAACACGUCAAUUCAACAUGCUUUCACCCCUUUUUUACUCCUAUUAAAAUAUCAAUAAAGAUGAUUAACGAGACUUUGAGGAAUAAUUUCAGCCUUAAAGUCGAUCUGCGUUUGUCUCGACGUUCUGCUGACUCGUCUGUUUUCUGUCCAUCAGGUCCAACGUCCAACAGCAAAAACGAUGUAAACACCCGUAAUGAAGCAACGCCACAAAGAAGCGUUCCUGCCAUAAGGCUGGAACUGGCCGCUGCUCUGAGUCCAUCGGGCCGCCCCACCGGGUCGGAGCGGACGCCCAGUUUCCAGAUUUGCCAUCAGUGGGCAGACGGGCUGCCAGAGGGCUCCGCCCGGCCUCACGCCGCCUCCCCCCCGCCGUCCCCACAGCGCACUCCACUCGGCUCCCUGCCGCCCAGCCACCCCUCCACUCUGCUGCCCCCCCAGGCCAGUGCGGCGGAGCCGGGCAAUCAGCGACCCUGUGAGGCCGUCGGCAGGCCCGACCCGGAGGCCCUGAUGUCCGCCCCGCCUGGCAUGUACAAGCAGUUCAGCAGCCAGACCCCGCCCAUGGGGGGGUCCAUGGGAGACAACACAGGGAACAACGCGGCCCAGCGGGGGCCAGGUGGCUACAGCCCCGCGGCUCCGCCCACCUCCCAGUACAGCCUGGCCGGCGCCCUCCAUCCACACUACAACAAGACGCCGUUUCCCAGCCAGUCCUUAAACGCCCCGCCCCACCCUGCCUACCAGCAGGGGGGCAGCAACGCCUUCCCCUACCAGCAGCCGCCUCCUCCGCUCAGGAACAUGUUCUCUCCCCAUCAGUACCAGCAGCCGGCCUACUUCGCCCCCCCGCUCAGCAGGGAGGGGUACCAGCCCCCCUACCGGCCGCAGCAGCCGGACGCCCCCAGCGCCUACCUCCCUGUGGGCGCCGCCAGGUCCAACGGUCACUUCAAGGACAGCGCUGCGUCACCGCCGGGCUCCAGCCGCGCCGCCUUGCUGUCCCCCUCUGGCUCGGAGGAGGGGGGGUGUGCCGAGGCGCCGGCCGGUCCAAUCAGCGACCAGACGGCCGAGACCUCAGAGCCGCCGGAAAGCCCGAAGGAAAUCCUUGACCUGGACAGCCACAAUGCCGCCGCCCGCCACCGGGCAGCGCCGCCUCUCCAGCUGCGGCACGCCCAUCCGGCAGGGUUCAUGUAUGACCCCCGAGCGCUGCACCCCGGCAUGCAGCAGGGCGGCGCCCCACCGCCUCACAUGAUGCCCCAGGCAGCGGGCGGUGGGACGCCGUACCCCGGCCAGCCCUACCCAGACCCCCGAUACGCUGCCCAGAGGCCCCACCCACACCUGAUGGAGGCGCUGCAGCGGCCCCAGCUGCCCUACCCCCCCGGGCAAAUGCGCAUGGCCUUGUACCGACACCCCAGAGCUGCAGGGCACUUCCAGGGCAUGAUGGUCCAGCAGAGGGGGCCGGAGCGCUUCCUGCACCCGGGGCAGCAGAUGAUGGCCACUCCUGGAGGUGCUGGAGCGAAACAAGGACUGUAAAAAUCUGAAGAUCAAAGUUCGGAUUCAACAAACUGCUGAGACAGACAGGAAGUCCGUCCCAGUGGCUGCGGCCGUUUCCUGCUGGGAGGCUCCAACCGACCAGCUGCCACAGCACACAGAAUAAAAUGUGAAAUAGUUUUGAGCCACAGAGAUCAAA